This is a messenger RNA of Sardina pilchardus (European sardine), 3763 nucleotides long. It is a transcript of the gene wdr59, whose product is annotated as WD repeat domain 59. The transcript has 27 exons. The record is from RefSeq and is a predicted model, not a curated record. Lineage: Eukaryota; Metazoa; Chordata; Actinopteri; Clupeiformes; Clupeidae. Gene Ontology annotation, cellular component: vacuolar membrane; Seh1-associated complex. Gene Ontology annotation, biological process: cellular response to amino acid starvation; positive regulation of TORC1 signaling. Gene Ontology annotation, molecular function: protein binding; signaling adaptor activity. Bases 13 to 2991 code for a protein of 992 amino acids.
AGGAAAAGAAAUAUGGCGGCCCGCUGGAGCAGUGAGAAUGUGGUGGUGGAGUUCAGAGAUGCACAGGCCACCGCCAUGUCAGUGGAUUGUCUGGGUCGCCAUGCUGUACUGUCAGGGCGACGGUUCCUCUACAUCGUGAACUUGGAGAUUCCCUCGGAGCCCCCACGGAAGAUUGGGCGACAGAGCAAAUGGGACGUGGGCACUGUGCAGUGGAAUCCACAUAAAACGGAGGCACAUCUGUUUGCUGCGUCGAGUAACCAGCGUGUGGACCUCUAUGUCUGGCGAGAUGGAUGUGGGGAGGCUCAUACCUCUCUGCAGGGGCACACACGUGUCAUUAGUGACCUGGACUGGUCAUGGUUUGAGCCUGAGUUUAUUGUGACAAGCUCGGUAGACACAUACAUCUACAUCUGGGAUACAAGAGACACUCGGAAGCCAACGGUGGCCUUAUCUGCAGUGGCUGGGGCAUCCCAAGUGAAAUGGAACCGGCGGAAUCCAAACUGCCUUGCUUCUAGCCAUGAUGGAGAUGUAAGAAUUUGGGAUAAAAGGAAACCCAACACUGCAAUGGAGUACGUUGCAGCUCACUUGUCAAAGAUUCAUGGUCUGGACUGGCACCCAGACAAUGAGUAUAUCUUGGCGACAUCAAGCCAGGACAACUCUGUGCGGUUCUGGGACUAUAGACAGCCUCGCAAGUACCUCAACAUCCUGUCUUGCCAAGUACCUGUGUGGAAGGCAAGAUAUACGCCCUUCUCUAACGGGCUGGUAACGGUCAUGGUGCCCCAGCUGCGCCGAGAGAACAGCCUGCUCCUGUGGAGCACAUUAGAUCUCAACAGCCCCGUGCACGCUUUCGUGGGCCACGACGACGUGGUGCUGGAGUUCCAGUGGAGACCGCAAAAAGAGGGUUCCAAAGACUAUCAGCUAGUCACAUGGUCCAGAGACCAGACUUUGCGGAUAUGGCGCGUGGAUCCUCAGCUACAGAAGCUGUGUGCCAAUGACAUUGUGGAGGAGCUUGUGGAGGGCAUGACCCUGAGCGCUGAGUCCGAGAAGACUUUGCCCUCCCAGGACUCGGAGCCCCCGCUGAGCCCAGGCCUCUCCUCAGAGGAUCUCCAAGACCAGCAGGAGGGGCUGCAGGCUGCGCUGAUGGGCAGCGGGCGGCAGGACGCUCCUGGUCUGCCCCAGACCCUGCAGCAGGAGUUCUCACUGGUCAACCUCCAGAUUCGCAACGUCAACGUUGAGAUGGAUGCUGUGAAUCGGAGUUGUUUCGUGUCGGCACAUUGUGGUGCCAACCGGGUACGGUUGGUGGUAAAGUUCCCGGCUCAGUACCCCAACAAUGCAGCACCCACCUUCCAGUUUGUCGCCCCAACCAACAUCUCAUCUUCCAUGAAGAUUAAGAUCCUCAAGAUUAUGACAGACACAUCGCUGCAGAAAGUCAAAAGGAACCAGAACUGUCUAGAACCAUGUGUCAGACAGUUAGUGUCCUGCUUGGAGUCAGACAUGGAGGAUGGCACUGCAGCUAACCCCUACGUGCUGUCGAACCCAGUCACGCCCGCCCUGCCUGCCUUCCCGCGCGUCACCAACACCUACGGCUCCUACCAGGACGCCAACAUCCCCUUCCCACGCACCUCUGGGGCUCGCUUUUGUGGAACCGGUUCCCUGGUGUACUUCACCCGUCCAACUACUAUGCACCGCUCAGUCCCGCCCACUGAACCAACUCCCAGGUCUCUGUCUGCUCUCUCAGCCUACCACAGUGGGGUGCUGACCCCCAUGAAGAUGCGCACGGAGUCCCAGAGUACUCUCCGGCUGUACAGCGGCAGCCCCACUCGCACCGACAAAGAGCAAGUCUCCAUCUCCUCUUUCUACUACAAGGAGCGGAAGCCUCCUCAGUCCAUUCUUCGCCGCUGGUCUGUGCAGGCUAUUCAUGACUGUCCGAAAUCGCGCCGCUGGAAAAGCAAGCGUGAAGGCAGUGACUAUGGAAACAGGCCUAUCAAGCCAGCGGGCAAGGUCAUCAUCCAGGAGAUCUCCUGCCUGCUGCCCGUCCACAAAGCCCUGGGGGAGACCUACGUUCUGAAUGUGAAUGACAUCCAGGACACGUGUCAGAAGAACGCAGCAGCUGCGCUGACGGUGGGGAGAAGAGACUUGGCCAAGGUGUGGGCCUUGGCCUCGGCGGCCACCAGUGUGGACCUCAGCCCAGAUUCGGACCCAGAUGCUGACACGCCCUGGGCCAGACACCCCUUUGGACGCCACCUGCUGGAGACAUUGCUGGACCACUACAGUCAGAUGAGUGAUGUACAGAGCCUGGCCAUGCUGUGCAGCGUGUUCCAGGCACAGGGCAGCCCUCAGGACUACUUCACUCUGUAUGGACACCACAUGGUCCCGCGCUCUGCCAUGUUUGCCCCCCACCAUUCACGCUACCCCAGCUAUACCUCCAGUUCGGUCACAUCUGGCUCCUGCUCCAGUACCUCAGACUCCACCACCAUUCCCUGGAACAUUGUUGGGCGAGACCCUGAGCACGCACCACCAUGGGGAGAAUCAUCCCCAGAUGAUUAUCGCUAUGCCAACCAGGUGUACAGUGACCCACGCGAAAGGGAGAAAGAACAGCAUGACAUGAAUAAGAGGCUUCUCGAUCCAGCCAAUGCAUUGCAGUUUGAUGACUUUAAGAAGUGCUAUGGUGAAAUCCUGCAUCGGUGGGGUCUGAAGGAGAAAAGGUCAGAGGUCCUCAAGUUUGUGUCCUGUCCACCAGAGCCACACAAGGGCAUCGAGUUUGGUGUGUACUGCUGUCACUGUCGCAGCCAGGCCCGAGGCACCCAGUGUGCGGUUUGCAAGCGCUUCACCUUCCAGUGCGCCAUCUGCCAUGUAGCGGUGCGCGGCUCGUCCAACUUCUGCCUCAGCUGUGGGCACGGGGGCCACACCAGCCACAUGAUGGAGUGGUUCCGCGUCCAGGAGGUGUGCCCUACGGGCUGUGGGUGCCACUGCCUGCUGCAGAGCACCUUUUGAGGACCCCCUCCCCCUGCCACCCCUGAAGGUGCUCGCUCACUGCCCAGACAAAUGCCGACCAAGCACCAACACCAACAAUUGUAUCAGUGCACGGUGUCAGUCUGAGUUUGACAUGUCCCGUCAGGUAACAAAAGCCUGUUUUGUUUGUACUGUCUGGGUAGGGUGGAACUGGCCGUUGGUUUUCUGAACAUUUUAAAGACUGCAGCCAACUGCUGCCAACUUUAGAAUGUUGGGGUCAGUUGGACAUUGUCUGGGCAGUGUGCAAGGACCUUUACACAACACAGCUUAGUCUCUUCCUCAUUAGAGGCUGUUGAUCACAUGUGGAAAAAAGACUACGGAGAUGAGUGAAUGUUGGACUGGCCACACAGAGUGUAGUGUUUGUGCGACUGAACAACACAGCUACACUGCUUGAUGAAGAUAUAUGUUAUUUGGAAGAAGAUGGCAUCCCAUGUUGUGAUCUUGACUAUUUGCGACCUCAAAGGCCUAUUUAAUGUAUAUUGUGAAUUCAUGGUUCUCCAUGGUGCCAAGAUUUUUAUUUAUGUAAUGAUUGGCAUUGAUCUAGUGCCUAAAAUGUGUAUUUAACUAUACUUAAUGCCUGUUAUGGCAGAUUGUAACAGAGUUUUAAAAUCUUUCUCCUUUUGUGACUAAACCUUUUAAGAAUCAGUGCCCUAUGUCAGGGGUUUCUUGAAUCUUCACAUUUUGAUGAAGGAUUGCCCAGGCCAGCACAUACAUACUGUGUGUCAAAAGACGAUUAAAAAAGUGUUCAAAUGUG